Malania oleifera is the source of this 1154-nucleotide messenger RNA. Its product is annotated as universal stress protein PHOS32. Lineage: Eukaryota; Viridiplantae; Streptophyta; Magnoliopsida; Santalales; Ximeniaceae. The record is from RefSeq and is a predicted model, not a curated record. The transcript has 4 exons. Bases 353 to 847 code for a protein of 164 amino acids.
GUGUAGACAAUUGUAAUGGCUCCUCGUGGCUCACUUCAUAAUUGAGAAAGGGGGAGAAAAUUCGCGUAAUCCUCGGAAGGACGAUUAUCGCGAUAUCUACCGUCCGAUCAAACUCCGAAAAGUCGUGAACCACCGGUCAAACAGUUUGACGGAGCACUCGCACCCCAAACGACGUCGGACGUUAUAUCCCCACACACACACGCAACGAAUGUCUGCUCGACCCCUUCCUUGAUAAUAUCAUAAUACUGUGUUUGCGUCACCAUCAUCUCUGUCCUUUUCGCCAUUAGUGGAAUCCCCAUUGCUCUUUCUCACUCUGAGCCUCUGAGGAGAGAGAAGAGAGAGAGCGAGAGAGAUGGAAGGACAGAGAAAGGUGGGGGUGGCGGUCGACUUCUCGGAGUGCAGCCGGAAAGCGCUGACAUGGGCGGUGGACAACGUUGUCCGCGACGGGGAUCACCUUAUUCUCGUCACCAUUCGCCCCGAGGGCAACUACGAGGAGGGCGAGAUGCAGCUAUGGGGAACCACCGGCUCACCUUUAAUUCCUUUAAGCGAGUUCUCUGAUCCUAUCAUCAUGAAGAAAUAUGGAGUUAAGCCUGACCCUGAAACCUUGGAUAUCGUCAACUGUGUUGCUAAGCAGAAAGAGAUUGUGGUGCUCCUGAAGAUAUACUGGGGCGAUCCCCGGGAGAAGAUAUGCGAAGCCAUUGAUGAUAUUCCGCUGAGUUGCCUAGUUGUUGGAAACAGGGGACUUGGCAAGAUCAAGAGGGCAAUCUUGGGCAGUGUCAGCAACUAUGUGGUGAACAACGGUUCUUGUCCUGUCACUGUGGUGAAGUGUACGAGUCCUCAAAACUAGUUCCCCCCUCAAGCUCAGCUGUUUCCUCUUCUGGGAUGUAUUGAAAAUGCAGUUUCUUCUGCCGCUAAGACUCCUAAAUCUCUGAUCGGGAAUAUAUGUUGUACCAAAUAAUCCUUCAUUUGUAACUUGAUCCAACAUUGAGUGAACAAGUUGCACAUGUUCGCUGCUGUUGUCCUUGUUGUGUUUUAGUUGUGUUCGCUGCUGUUAUGUUGUUGUAUGUUAUGUGAGCUAAACUUGCCAUGGGAUAAUUUUGUGCAUGAACCCUUUCAAGUUAAUGGAAUUCUCCUUGCUCCUCUUGUUGCAAGCA